CACCCUGCAUUAGUGCUUCUAGGUUUGCAAGCGGCAACAGAGACAGAGAGCGGCAAGAGCAGCGAAAAUGGUGAAGUUCUUGAAGACAAACAAGGCCGUCAUAAUCCUGCAAGGAAAAUAUGCAGGUCGCAAAGGAGUAAUCGUCAGGUCCUUCGACGAUGGUACACGUGAUCGCCCGUACGGCCACUGUUUGGUUGCAGGGAUUAAGAAGUACCCAAGCAAGGUUAUCAAGAAGGACUCAGCCAAAAAGACUGCCAAGAAAUCCCGGGUCAAGUGCUUCAUCAAGCUAGUGAACUACCAGCACCUGAUGCCCACACGUUACACGCUGGAUGUGGACUUGAAAGAUGUUGUGACCGCUGAUUGUUUGUCAACCAAGGAUAAGAAGAUUACUGCUUGCAAGGAGACAAAGGCUAGGUUCGAGGAGCGGUUUAAGACAGGCAAGAACAGGUGGUUUUUUACAAAGCUGAGGUUUUGAUUUAAAAAUGGUCUGUCAGUUGUUGAGCUUUUCCAAGCCUUUAUUAUUAUGAUGGAUUUUAGCAGUUUUGUUGAUUUUGGAUCUCUCUGGGUUUUUUUAUAAGCAAACUCAUUGCCUGGUUUAUUGUCUCUGUCGAUGCUUUUAAUCCUCAAUCUUUAAGAUUAGUUUGCGAGUUACAUUGCUGUUCUUGUAUUGUUGCUCAAGCUUGGUGUUUCUAGCAUUUAUCUAUUAAUAACCUUUUUCUUUUAAA
Molecule: messenger RNA, 725 nt
Organism: Populus trichocarpa (black cottonwood)
Lineage: Eukaryota; Viridiplantae; Streptophyta; Magnoliopsida; Malpighiales; Salicaceae
Product: 60S ribosomal protein L27-3
Exons: 1
Coding region: 68-475 (135 amino acids)
Biological process (GO): translation
Cellular component (GO): cytosolic large ribosomal subunit; ribosome
Molecular function (GO): structural constituent of ribosome
Source: RefSeq, a predicted model, not a curated record